Messenger RNA from Arthroderma uncinatum, 1314 nucleotides. RefSeq names its product aerobactin siderophore biosynthesis protein iucB. NCBI's taxonomy places the organism in Eukaryota, Fungi, Ascomycota, Eurotiomycetes, Onygenales, Arthrodermataceae. The record is from RefSeq and is a predicted model, not a curated record. The transcript has 2 exons. Gene Ontology annotation, biological process: siderophore biosynthetic process. The coding region runs from base 1 to 1314 and encodes 437 amino acids.
AUGUCGAAUUACUCUUUGCUCUCACAGGAGCGUGCCCCCUUCAUUCGAGUCCCUGAACCACAGAAUGCUAGCUACGAGAUCGUCGAAUCCUCUCCCAACUGUAACCCGAAAUCUCUCCGGGUUCAAUUAUGCGCCGAGACCAACGCAGAAUCAAAGCCGCAGAAAGUAACUCUUCAUCACCCCAGCCUUGCUUUCACAGACCUGUGCAUGGAAGAUGCUUCGUCUAUUCCUCCGGACAAUAAUAACUCAGCAUGGGCUCGCGCCAAAAAGAACCCGAUUUCUAACAUGAAAUGGGAAGGGAAUGAUACUCCAACCGUCGGGCAGAUCUGGAUUGUUGUCUAUUCUAUCCUCACAGUCCAUCCAGAACUAGAAGUGUUCAGAAUCACAUUAAACGGAGGCGGGAGUGAUGUACUAGCUCGACAGCUUGAAGCUGUUGGAUUGGCGAUCUCUCACCCCGCGCCCAGCGCCCCUCCAGGCCAACCAGUCCCUACUUCGGAAGACCAUAUUGGCCAGCUAGUUGUUCUCAGACGGUCAUUCUGGCAGGGUGCCGGCUCUCCCUUUGGACCAAAACCAAUUUGGGUUGCUGGACCUGAAAAUGCGGACAUCUCUCCAUCGUUCGAAUCUGCUUUCCCUCCCCGAGCACUGGAUUACUCACUGACCACAAAAUUCCCCUCGUCACGAAUUCACACAACUCAUCCAAUUCGCCCAGUGAAGCCGACACCGGGAUCGACCAUUUACAGCCGCUAUAUCCCUCACUUGAAGGAGACAUUCUCCAUGGUCGCGCUUGAUUGGACGAAUGAGGAACAUGUUAACUAUUUCCAUGUAUGGCAGAAUGAUCCCAGAGUCGCUGCAGGGUGGAAUGAAACCGGAACCCUAGAACAGCAUCGGGAAUAUCUACGAAAUAUUCACGAAGAUAUUCACCAAUUCCCAGUCCUGGCCAAGUUCGAUGAUACAUUUUUUGCCUAUUAUGAGAUUUAUUGGGCCAAGGAGGAUGCCAUUGGGCCCUACUACGAUGCCGGUGAUUACGACCGUGGUCGACACUUCCUUGUAGGCGACGCUCGUUUCCGUGGCCCACACCGCGUUAAGGCCUGGCACACCUGCCUAACACAUUACAUGUUCCUCGAUGAGCCUCGCACCAACUUGACCGUUGGCGAGCCGAGAGCAACUGGCGCCAAAGUCCUUGCUUACGACCAAGCGAACGGAUACCAUAUUAACAAAUUUAUUGAUCUACCCCAUAAGCGGGCCGCUCUGAUCAUGUGCCCACGGGAGAAAUUCUUCCAGCAGCCUCCCUUCGAAUAUUGUGAAAGUUCAUAG